GCGAAGUUUCAAGUCCUUGGUGGGCGAAUCCCCUCGUGCUUCUUGAGUCAUUUAUUGUGAGCAACAGGUAUAUUUAAUGCCCCUCCGGAGCCUUGAACCUUGAGCUAUAUUGAUUUCUCUCACCUUCUCAUCUGUCUGGGUUCUCUGUACUAAUCUCUGUUGCCCUCAAGCAGCUCCAAUGGCCUCCCCCGCCCAACCCGCAGCCUCUGUGGUCGCUUUCGCCCGCAUGCUGAAGGGACAAGUGCGCUCCUACUCUGCGCCUGCCGACAUAGCUAUUCCCGCGAGCAAGCGAAAGUAUAUUCCCUCUUCCGGUACCUAUCCAAAAGGAUUCCUUGUCUCUGGAACCCAUGUGGGCGUGAAAGCCUCCAACACCAAGUUUCCAGAUCUAGCCUUGAUCUCCUCCGAAACCCCAUGCUCCGCAGCGGCUGUUUUCACCACCAACAAGUUCCAGGCGGCCCCCGUCCAGAUUAGCAAGAAUAUCCUUGCUACUCGCAGGGGUGAGGGCAUCCGAUCCGUGGUUAUCAACUCUGGCUGUGCCAAUGCCGUGACAGGCAAAGGCGGCCUAGAGGAUGCCGCAAACAUGUCCGCGAAGGUCGACGAAUGCAACGGGCUGAGCGAGUCUAAAAGCACCCUCGUCAUGAGUACAGGCGUCAUCGGACAACGACUCCCCAUCUCCAAAAUCCUCGACAAGAUCCCGGCUGCCCAUGCAAGUCUCUCCUCAACCCACGAUGCCUGGCUCACCACCGCGCGGGCUAUCUGCACAACCGAUACCUUCCCCAAACUCAUCUCGCGCACCUUCACCUUGCCCUCAUCUCCCGGCCACACCUACAGCCUGGCCGGAAUGACGAAAGGCGCUGGCAUGAUCCAUCCCAACAUGGCAACCCUCCUUGGCGUAAUCUGCACGGAUGCCCCCAUCGCCCCCUCCGCUCUCUCCUCGCUGCUCCAAUUCGCUGUCCCACGCUCCUUUAACUCCAUCUCCAUUGACGGCGACACCAGCACAAACGACACCGUCGCCAUCCUCGCCAACGGCGCCGCAGGCGGCUCCACAAUCGCAUCCACUUCCUCCGCUGAUUACACCGCCAUGCAAGAAAUCCUAACUUCCUUCGCGCAGUCCCUGUCGCAGCUUGUCGUGCGCGACGGCGAGGGCGCCACGAAAUUCGUCACGGUCCGCAUCCAGAAUUCCCCCGACUACGCCUCCGCGCAGCUCAUCGCAUCCACAAUCGCUCGUUCCCCGCUCGUCAAGACAGCCCUGUACGGCCGUGACGCGAACUGGGGCCGCAUUCUCUGCGCAAUUGGAUACACCCAGGGUGUGGCACCAGGCACUGUUAUUCCUGAGCGCACAAGCGUCAGCUUCAAACCUGUUGAUGGAAGCCCUGUCCUGAAGUUGCUUGUAAACGGCGAGCCGGAGCAGGUGGACGAGGAGCGUGCGAGCGUGAUUCUCCAGGAGGAGGACCUAGAAAUCGUGGUUGACCUUGGUGGCGGGGAGAAGGGUGAGAAGGGCUGUGGUGGUGAGGAGGGUGUGUACUGGUUCUGUGACUUUAGUCACGAGUAUGUUACUAUUAACGGCGACUAUAGAACUUAGGGUAUUUAGGUUGUCUGUCCCCUUGGUCGAUAUCUAGCAGGAGUGAGCUGAGAUAAGCUAUAUAUAUAUAUAUACAUCUGAUCUGAUCUCACAUGGUCGAGAAUAGCAGAUCCGUCUCUCUCUUUCUCUCUCUCUCUCUAUUUUUAUGUCUUUCAAUUACGGUGUACAAUGAGCUGAAACUGUUCUUGGAUCGUGGAAAAGUAUCUACCUCGGUUUUCCUUCGUCCCUGAAUCCGAAGAUCCCAUACCUACAGAACUACGGAAGCAAUUACAAUUACUCAUUUGGACAGAGCACAGUACCA
This is a messenger RNA of Aspergillus ochraceoroseus IBT 24754, 1883 nucleotides long. RefSeq names its product bifunctional ornithine acetyltransferase/N-acetylglutamate synthase. Gene Ontology annotation, cellular component: mitochondrial matrix. NCBI's taxonomy places the organism in Eukaryota, Fungi, Ascomycota, Eurotiomycetes, Eurotiales, Aspergillaceae. Gene Ontology annotation, molecular function: L-glutamate N-acetyltransferase activity, acting on acetyl-L-ornithine as donor; L-glutamate N-acetyltransferase activity, acting on acetyl-CoA as donor. The coding region runs from base 179 to 1582 and encodes 467 amino acids. The record is from RefSeq and is a predicted model, not a curated record. Gene Ontology annotation, biological process: L-arginine biosynthetic process; L-ornithine biosynthetic process. The transcript has 2 exons.